AUGGUUUCCCGAAGCUACGCAGCGCUGCUCCUUGUUGGUCUGGCAAUGUUUGGAACCGGCGUGCUCGCUAGACCCGGAUAUGCCGUUGAUUAUUAUGAUCAUCCCAAAUACGCCUUCAACUAUGGAGUGGCGGAUCACAGCACCGGGGAUGUUAAAUCGCAACACGAAACCCGAGACGGAGAUGUAGUGAAAGGUCAGUACUCGCUGGUGGAACCGGACGGUUCGGUUCGCACCGUGGACUACACGGCUGAUCCGAUCAACGGAUUCAAUGCUGUCGUUUCGAAGACCGCCCCGCUCAUCCACCAUGUCCCGGCCCCGGUGGUGAAACACGUGAAGGCGUACGUCCCGGCGCCCGUUCCGGUGCACAAGGUCGUCUAUGCUCACGAGCCAGUGGUGCAUGUCGCAAAGACCGCCCACUACGCUGAACACGAGCCUGUCUAUGGUCACUACGGCGACUACCACGACGGAUACUAUGGUCACUACGACGAAGGACAUUACUAUUAAUUGACUUGAUUCGUCAGCCAUCAUGUCAUCAUCAUGUGAUUCCUCUUCCUAGCAGAGGGGAUCGGAAAACCGACACGUCCAGUUCGUCCAUUGCGUUGCAGUAGCGGGUCCAAGAUCGUACCGUUACGCCAUUACUCUCCAUACUCCUCCAAAGAGAACCGCUGUUGAGCGGUCUAGAUCUAGGCCAGGAUCUUCAUCGCAAAACCUUGCUCUCUAUUCGAACCGCAAAGUGCAAUUAUCGUUAGUAUUUAAUUUCGAGUUGUUAAUGAGUAGUCUUACGAAUAGGUUAUGCAGUUUCCCAAUGCCUCUCAAUUCAUGUGUAUAUAUGUGUAAAGCUCUGCCCUUUCUAUACAUACUUUUUAUUAAUAUUUGACUAACCGUCUGUCUACAUAAAAUGCCGAAUGAUGCAGUUGUUCCGACAACGUUUACCCCUGGUUUCGAAUUCCCCCGUGAAUACUUAUCUAGAUCGAUCCGUGACUUUUUAUUAACAAUUCUCUAGAGAUAUUACUCUAAGCAGAAAACAAUGAACUCAAACCAGACAAGCUGCACAUUUAAAAGCUAAUCGUUAAUUAUAAUCGUAAUUAUUACAACGUUGUAUGCAAUUGUAAGUAGCACCGUCACGUUAUUAUCGCAAAGCCAGUUUUAAA
This is a messenger RNA of Sabethes cyaneus, 1151 nucleotides long. RefSeq names its product cuticle protein 7-like. The transcript has 4 exons. The record is from RefSeq and is a predicted model, not a curated record. Bases 1 to 504 code for a protein of 167 amino acids. Lineage: Eukaryota; Metazoa; Arthropoda; Insecta; Diptera; Culicidae. Gene Ontology annotation, cellular component: extracellular matrix.